AUGUCUUUACUGCAAUUGCCACUUGCCGGCAAGACGGCUCUGGUGACUGGUGGUAUCAGGGGAAUUGGGCGAGGCAUUUCCCUGGAACUUGCUCGCCGAGGUGCCAACGUUGCUAUGGUAUAUGCUAACCCGAGCCGUGCUGAGACCGCAAAGGAAGCAGUUAAAGAAGUCGCUUCGCUUAAUUCUGGCGCAAAGGCAGUCAGCAUUCAGGCAGACCUGAAGAUAUCCAGCAACUACCAAAAAAUCAUCGACGAAGCUCUGAAAGAGUUGGGUGUUCAAAACAUUGACAUUGUUGUUCACAAUGCGGCUUACGCCGCGCCCAUAUCAACCGAAGUCACAACGGAAGCGAUUUACGACGAUACGAUGGCGACAAACGUACGAGCCCCAUUUUUCCUCACGCAAAAGCUGCUCCCGUAUAUACCACGUGGAGGCCGUAUUAUCCUUAUCUCGUCCAUUGCAGCUAGACGGUUUUCGUUUGGAAUGAACCAGACUGCCUAUGCCAUUAGCAAGGCAGCGGUCGAGGCGUUAGCUAGAAAUUGGGCUGUUGAGUUUGGCCAAUCCCGCGGUAUUACUGUCAAUGCACUAUCGGUCGGGUUUGUUGAAACAGAAUUGGUGCAAAGCCUGUCCCCUGAGGCCCUGGAAGCCUAUCGCAAAGAAAACGCCCGUGUGACUGCGGCUGCCCCAAGGAGCGGCACGCCGGAUGAUAUUGCCCAGAUCGUGGCCUUCAUUGCUGACGAAGGGUCUCGCUGGGUGACUGGAAGUACCAUUUCAGCCAAUGGCGGGAAAUGGCCAAUUUAG
Trichoderma breve is the source of this 798-nucleotide messenger RNA. RefSeq names its product enoyl-(Acyl carrier protein) reductase domain-containing protein. NCBI's taxonomy places the organism in Eukaryota, Fungi, Ascomycota, Sordariomycetes, Hypocreales, Hypocreaceae. The transcript has 4 exons. The record is from RefSeq and is a predicted model, not a curated record. The coding region runs from base 1 to 798 and encodes 265 amino acids. Gene Ontology annotation, molecular function: oxidoreductase activity.